UGUUAUUUAUCUUUAAAAUUUAGGUGAGCUAUACAUUCAAAAUCGAUUUGAUGUCUGAUGUGGGUGGUUAUUGAGGUUUUUCUGUGUUCUAUUAUGGCAAACUUCAGUUUAUGCUGAAUUUUUGUAUCCUGUUUUCUUUCUUGCCAUGACUUCACCCAGAUAAGAUCACCUCAUUCUUAAUGCUGACUGACUUGCCCAUGAAAUUUACUGGAAAUUCGUUCCAUCUCUUUCUCCUGUUGAAGUCUGGCAAUCGCAUGGGAUCUCAGAAGUUAACUUGUGGUGUCAAAAAUCUUCAAUGAGCCUUUUUGCUCAGAAAAACAUUUGUUACCAUAAUUUAGAGGAAAACAUGUGGAAUGACAGAAUAGCCUCCAGGGAUUUGGCAAUUGGAAUAAUCUUCAUAUCUCAGACUAUAGUUGGAAUCCUGGGCAAUUUCUCUCUUCUUUACCAUUAUCUUUUUCUGUACUACACUGAAGGUAGGCUGAGACCUACAGAUUUGAUUCUCAAGCACCUGGUUUUAGCCAAUGCCUUGAUCGUUCUCUCUAAAGGAGUGCCCCAGACCAUGGCAGCCUUUGGGUUGAAACAUUUCUUCAGUGAUUCCGGAUGCAGAUUUCUUUUGUAUGUUCAGAGAGUGGGCAGGGGCGUGUCCAUCAGCACCACUUGCCUCUUGAGUGUGUUCCAGGCCGUCACGAUCAGCCCCGUGAACUCUUGCUGGAAGGAUCUUAAAGUUAAAGCCCCAAAGUACAUUGGCUUCUCCAUUUCCCUCUGCUGGAUCUUGUACAUAUUUGUAAAUUUAACUUUUCCAAUGUAUGUGUUGUCUCUGUCUGGCAGAUGGGGGAGCAAAAAUACCAGAUUGAAAAAAGAAUUGAGACACUGUUCCUAUAUAGAUGAUGUAGAAAUCGUAGCUUCACUGUAUGCAGCCUUGAUAACCUUCCCAGAAAUUUCGUUUACUGGGCUCAUGCUCUGGGCCAGCGGCUCCAUGGUGCUCAUCCUGCACAGGCACAAGCAGCGGGUCCGGCACAUUCACAGCACUAAUGUCUCCCCCAGGUCCUCUGCCGAGUCCAGAGCCACCCAGGGCAUCCUAGUCCUGGGGAGCACCUUUGUGUGUUUUCACUUCCUCUCGUCCACCUUUCAUGUUUGUGUUGCUCUUUUUCACAAUCCCAGUUGGUGGUUAGUGAACAUGACUGCCCUAAUUUCUGUGUGUUUUCCAACUCUCAGCCCCUAUCUGCUCAUGAGACAAGACUCUUCUAGUUCCAGGCUCUGCUUAAUGUGGAUAAGGAACAUGAAAUCCCCUCAUCUUUCCAGAAACAUGUAGACUCUAUGUCUUUGUACAAUACUCAGUUGUUUAUUGAGUUGUCAUGCUCGAGUGUUGAUACAGAUCUGGGAACAGCCACACGUCUUUGUGACAUAGACCCUGACGGGUGGCAGCAUUUCCCCAGCUGGGUCGAAUGGGGCAUGCACGGGCAUAGCUGGGGGAAGGACACAGCCUGGCCUGGGUCUGCCGCCUGGUACCCUGGGGACAGUUGUCCUCAUCAAGGGGUUACUUGAGGCAGAGUGGAUGGAGUUGGUCCUAGUUCCUCAUGCAUCAGUCAGAGUGGUUUUGACCCAGUGGUGUACUUAGAAGAAUUUGCCAGAAGUGAAGAAGGAGUGCUCAGUAUUGUCAUGGGAUAAUUCCCCUUGGGUUUCUCUUUAUGUACCUGUCUUAUUGGCAGGUUCAUGGAAAACUUUUGCUCGGGACUGUUUUUCAUAGGCCGUUUUUCACUGUUUGUAUAACAAAGAAGUGCCUUGAAAGAGAAUGUCAUCGUUCAGGACAGUAGACAGUUGAAUUUGCUGUACAAGAAAAUAAGGGAAAAGGAUUUCAGCGAUCUGGGCAGUUUAGCCUGAAAAGUAGUCCACUGGUCCUCAGCCAACAUACAGUAGAGUCCUGAGACCUAGUGAAUUGGAAAAUCCUCUAAGGUUCACAGGGUUUCUGGGUUAUCCAAGAGCUCCAGCCACCAUGCCAUGUCCUACCCUCCAGAAAUGCUGGUUGCCAGUGAAUUAGGAAAGUCAUUGCUUAAAAACUGUCGUACUGGUGAGGUUAAGCUAAAACUGGAGGCAGAGGCUGCUUCAAUGUUUUCCCGCAGUGACCUUGCUUCAUUCAGAUGGCUCCUCUCUCAUUCCUGGGGAUGGGCCCACCUGAGCCCGGGCUGGGCACCCGGGGCUGGUUCCCUCCUGGGCUCUCUGUCUGCUGUCUGCGUGGGGCAGGUUCCAGCAGCAACAUCCUCCCAGACUGGGGACCUGGGACCCCAUGGAAAGGAGCGGUCAGAGGUAACACUCAGGCGUCCCGGCAUGGAAAAGGCAGACCCUCUCCUGUGCAUCAGGCCUUGAGGGCUGCCCGAACAGCACCCAGUACUCUGAGCGGCUGAACCAACAGACUUUAUUUUUUUCACAGUUCUGGAGGCUAGAAGUCUGACAUGGAGGUUCAGCAGGUUUGGCUUCCUGUGAAUCGCCUCCUCAGCUUGUGGGCAGCCACCCUCUCACUGUGUCCUCUUGACACAUCGUGUGUUUUCUGUGUGUGCAUAGGUCUGUGCUUCUCUGUGUCUCCAAAUUUCCUCUUAUAAUGACACCAGUCACAGUAGAUCAGGACCCACCAUACUGGCCUCAUUUCAACUUAGUCCCCCCCUUAAAGGCCCUUUCCAAAAUAUAGUUGCCUUCUGAGAUACUGGGAUUAAGACAUUCAGCCUAUCAAUUUGGGGUAACAGGGUUCAGCCCACAGCAGACAGCUCUCUGGGUCCCCCAAAUCCAUGUCCUCAUCACGGGCAGAAUGCCAAUUCCCCCCAUCCCAAGAGCCCAAGACACACGCUAAUCAGCUCUAGAUCUGUAAUCUUAUCUGCACAUCU
This is a messenger RNA of Manis javanica (Malayan pangolin), 2876 nucleotides long. Lineage: Eukaryota; Metazoa; Chordata; Mammalia; Pholidota; Manidae. The record is from RefSeq and is a predicted model, not a curated record.